UGAAGAACGGCACAAUACAUAUUGUAUUGUUGUUUUAAAAAGUACAAAUACGAUUGUGUGUGUAUUAUUUGGCUUUAUGAUGCUAUGAUUGGCUACUGAGGAUACUUUUUCAAUAAUAUAAACGGACUCGUACAAAAAUGUCAAUUUCUCUUUGUGACGGUCAACCAGGACUUUGUCUCAACGGUGGGCACUGCCCAACUGGAAAUAAUCCUCGGCUAACCCAAGAUAACGUCUGCCAUUGUAGGCCUGGAUUUACGGGAUAUACAUGCGAAAUAGACCAGCGGUUGCUAUGGGGAAUUGGCAUAGCAACAGUAACUAUAAGCGUUGUAGUGUUGGUGUGCAUCGUUAUUCUUCUACACUGGUCCAGACAAAUGAAGAAAAGCACAAGAAUCCGACAAAAUGCCUGGUCGAAAUGUGAAAAUGGCGAAGGACAAACUGAUGAUCUCAAACAACAAAUCGAGGCAUUCGAAGAAAGCAGUAAACGCACUAAACAUAGACGAAGACACAGUGAUGAUCUGAAUACCAUAUAUAAAACAAGUUGGAACCCUACAAAUUACUACGGUUACUAGCAGAACAGAGACAACGAGAAUUACAAAUAAACUAUCUCGAACUUUAUUUUCCAAAGUUGAAUAUCUAUAUUGUGAUCCAUGAGAGUGAUCUAUUUACAUUUUAUACAUUAAUAUUAGUAAUCUACUAAAUAGAAGUACAAUUGGCUAAUAUUAUUUUUCAAACAGCUUAUAUAAAUCAAGUAAAAACCCUAGUCUGCAAGUAAUCCCAAGUGGAAAGCGUUUUAAAGCUGUUGUUUUUAAAUGUUGAUUUUUUUUCCAACGGGGAGUCGGAGUUUCUACAUUUUUUGACCGGAGUGUAAUUUUAGAAUUUCUUUAUGUCGUAGUUGUAUUUUUACUUGAUACACGUAAGAUAUAAUAUUUA
Messenger RNA from Owenia fusiformis, 930 nucleotides. Lineage: Eukaryota; Metazoa; Annelida; Polychaeta; Sabellida; Oweniidae. The record is from the annotation of a GenBank genome assembly.